GAGGCUGAAGAGCAUGGCGUCCGCCUUCACCCCCUCCCUCCUCUCUUGGCUGAGCCCUGCGGCCGCGCGGGUUCCCAGUGGGGCCCCCCCCCGGGGGGCCUGUCCCUUCAGGUCCUCCCAGCUGCCUGACACCCCUCUGCCCCCAGCGUGGACCCCCAGAGCCCCCAGCUCUUCCCACUCCUGGUCCAGCAGGACGGGGUCCCCGCGGCACCCUGGACAGGCGGGCGAUGGGCAGCCCGGCCCCUCCCGGGAGGCAGCCCCGUGGGGUGGGGAGGGGGGCGGGCACUGCGAGCCACCCAUGGUCGAGCGCGUCACCUCGGUGCGUGGCGUGGGGCGCCGUGGCUACACGCAUCUUGAUGGCCGGGAUCAGACCCAGCUCUGCCACCAACUGGCUGGGUCCCCGGAGGCCGGUCACUGGACCCCAUUGUCCCUGUUCACCAUCUGCAACGUGCGUGACCCGAGGACCCCCUCACAGGUGGUCGUGAGGGCUGACCGAGUCGGUUUGUGUGGAGGACAGAGAACAGUGAGGCCAGCAGAAAAUCAAGAGCAUCAAGAAGAAGCUGAGGACUUCCCUGUUAGCGCAGUGGUUAAGAAUCCGCCUGCCAAUGCAGCAGACAUGGGUUUGAGGCCUGGUCCGGGAAGAUCCCACAUGCCACGGAGCAGCUAAGCCCGUGCGCCACAACUAUUGAUCCAGUGCUCUAGAGCCCGUGAGCCGCAAUUACUGAGCCUGUUUGCCACAACUGCUGAAGCCCGUGCGCCUAGAGCCCAUGCUCCGCAACAAGAGAAGCCACUACAAUGAGAAACCUGCUCACCACAACUGGAGAAAACCCGUGUGCAGCAACGAAGACCCAAUGCAGCCACAAAUAAAUUAAUUAAUUUUUUAAUUUUUAAAAGAUAAUAAUAGUAAACAUCACACUUUAGCUGGGCAGGAGUCAGAGUUUUAUUAUCAGUCUAGGCAAGACCAAAAAUUCAAAGCAAAUUCAAUUUUGCUUAAGGGAACAUUGUAAGGUAACAAUUCUUCAUAUUACAUGCCUCAUAUGACCCAUUUCAAACCAUAGAGAAUGACACCUUUAUGUGUCACUGUCCCAGGAGACAAACAAAUGUGAACAGCUAAAACAUUUAAAAGUGCACCAAGCUUCGGAAGUCUCAAACAAAACUUGAAUUUUCUGUACAUACUCCUGUCAAAUGAAGUUAUUUCCUGUACACCACUCCUCUUGCAAAGUGGUCUUCUAUUUCCUUUCAUUUGACCUAGAUCGGCUAGGAGACCUAGAGUAAGAUCGGGACGGCUUGGGAUUUCUUUCCUGGGACAGGGAUCUCUCUCUUCUCCUAUAUCUAGAAAGGGACCUGCUCUGGCUGAGG
Molecule: messenger RNA, 1359 nt
Organism: Balaenoptera acutorostrata (minke whale)
Lineage: Eukaryota; Metazoa; Chordata; Mammalia; Artiodactyla; Balaenopteridae
Exons: 2
Coding region: 14-667 (217 amino acids)
Source: RefSeq, a predicted model, not a curated record